CAUAUACAAACAAUAGCCCGAAUCUUCAGUGUCCGUGAUUCCAUGGGACGCUUCUGAUUUCACACGGCAGAAAAAUAGAAGUUGUUUAUAGAUAAUCCCAGAGGACUCCCUUAUCCUUAGGCAUUCAUUGACCUGAAUUCAUAGAGAACCCUGAAUAUUCCCCUGAUUAUGCCAUUGCCAUUGUAAAUUGCAUUCUAUUAGUCUGCUAUUAUAUAUAUAGAAGAGACCCGUGAAAGAGGAAGGCGUCGAGAUUGAUUGAUGGUAGUGGUAGGUACCUCGAUUCGUAGAGGUUUAGAAUUCGAUAAGAUGCGUCUUCUAGGUUUUCGAUGUUUUGCUGCAGUAGCUCUGCUGUUUGGUUUGUUUCUGAAUAUGCCUGUGAUGUGCAAUGGCGGCAAGACUAGCACCUUCGUCAGGAAAGCUGAGAAGACUGUUGACAUGCCGCUGGACAGCGAUGUUUUCAAAGUACCUUCAGGUUAUAAUGCUCCCCAACAGGUUCAUAUAACACAAGGUGAUCUUGUGGGAGAGGCAGUGAUUGUAUCCUGGGUGACAGAGGAUGAACCAGGGUCAAGUGUAGUGCGUUACUGGAGUGAGAAGAGCAAGGAAAAGAAGGUGGCCAAGGGCAAACAUACCACAUAUAGAUACUUCAAUUACACGUCUGGUUUUAUCCAUCACUGUACGGUUAGAGAUUUGGAGUUCAACACCAAAUAUUACUAUGAGGUUGGAAUUGGGUUCACAAAGAGGCAGUUCUGGUUUAUAACUCCUCCUGAAGUUGGCCCGGAUGUGCCAUACACAUUUGGUCUAAUAGGGGAUCUUGGUCAGAGUUUUGAUUCAAAUAAGACGCUUACGCACUAUGAAAAGAACCCUAGAAAAGGACAAACUGUGCUGUUUGUGGGAGACCUCUCUUAUGCUGAUAACUACCCAAAUCACGAUAACGUUAGGUGGGAUACAUGGGGAAGGUUCACAGAAAGAAGUACUGCUUAUCAACCUUGGAUAUGGACAGCAGGGAACCAUGAAAUUGACUUUGCUCCAGAGAUUGGAGAAAACAUACCAUUCAAGCCUUAUACCCACCGUUACCAUGUUCCUUACAGAGCAUCAAAGAGUACUAAACCCUUCUGGUAUUCUAUCAAGAGAGCUUCGGCGUAUAUCAUUGUCUUGGCCUCAUACUCAGCAUACGGAAAAUACACUCCCCAGUACCAAUGGCUUGAGGCAGAGCUACCAAAAGUUAACAGGACAGAGACUCCUUGGUUGAUUGUUCUCUUGCAUUCUCCUUGGUAUAACAGCUACAAUUAUCAUUUUAUGGAAGGGGAAAGCAUGAGAGUGAUGUAUGAGCCCUGGUUCGUGAAGUACAAGGUUGAUGUUGUGUUUGCUGGUCAUGUCCAUGCCUAUGAGAGAUCAGAACGCGUUUCGAAUGUGGCAUACAACGUUGUAAAUGGUCAGUGCACUCCUGUAAAGGAUCAGUCGGCUCCUGUGUAUAUAACCAUUGGUGAUGGAGGAAACCUUGAAGGCUUGGCAACCAACAUGACAGAACCACAACCAGAAUACUCUGCAUAUAGAGAGGCCAGUUUUGGGCACGCCAUUUUUGACAUCAAGAACCGAACUCAUGCUCACUACAGCUGGCACCGGAACCAAGAUGGGUAUUCUGUGGAGGCUGAUUCCAUGUGGUUUCUUAACAGAUUUUGGCACCCAGUUGAUGACUCCACAAGCCACCCCCCGAAUUAA
Messenger RNA from Neltuma alba, 1719 nucleotides. Its product is annotated as purple acid phosphatase. Gene Ontology annotation, molecular function: acid phosphatase activity; metal ion binding. The transcript is spliced from 8 exons. Bases 259 to 1719 code for a protein of 486 amino acids. Lineage: Eukaryota; Viridiplantae; Streptophyta; Magnoliopsida; Fabales; Fabaceae. The record is from RefSeq and is a predicted model, not a curated record.